This is a messenger RNA of Mesocestoides corti, 714 nucleotides long. Lineage: Eukaryota; Metazoa; Platyhelminthes; Cestoda; Cyclophyllidea; Mesocestoididae. The record is from the annotation of a GenBank genome assembly.
AUGCUUCUGGUUUUACCCAUUGAACUUAACUACCCGCCUCUGCAAGCCCUCCGGCGUCACGAGUUCUAUCUCCUCUGGGUCAUCAUGCUGUGCAACAUAAUCCCCAUCACCCUCAUCACUGCCUCCUUUAAGCUGGUGGGUCAGGGGCACAUCUCCGACGAUCGGUUCCUCUCCGGUGUGGCGACGGCCAGCUCCAUUUUCAAUUCGGGUGGACGCAUUAUUUGGGGCGCUGUCUGCGACAAGGUCUCCUUCAAGGUGCCCCUGGGUGUCAUACUGUUGAGUUGGGCUGCCAUCCUCUUCUCCUUCCCGUACAUCGUUGCCGUGGAAGUCGGUGCGAUGGCCUUCUACGCCAUUUGGGUCUGCCUCCUCUUCCUCUGCCUCUCCGGUGUUUUUGUGCUCAUGCCGGCCGCAACAGGACGCAUCUUCGGGCCGGUGUACAUGGCUGUCAACUACGGCAUGGUUUUCAGCGCAUUUGUACGUUUUUCAUUGUGCCAGAAUUCAGGAAGUAUUCAGUGCUAUGAUUUGCCAAAUUCUUUCGGCCUCAUAACUAUCGCCUCUUGUUUAGCCUUCUUCGUACUGAUCUGGCUGGACGACCCUUUUAUCCCGAAGAGGGCCAACCUCUGCUCCCCGUGCACUGGCGUCCUUCAACGCCUUCAACCCAAGGUUCCCUUGAAACCGCCUAAAAGGCAGGAGGAGACUGCAGAGUCUGUGUGA